Molecule: messenger RNA, 795 nt
Organism: Funneliformis mosseae
Lineage: Eukaryota; Fungi; Glomeromycota; Glomeromycetes; Glomerales; Glomeraceae
Source: the annotation of a GenBank genome assembly
AUGGCUUUCAAUUCAAAGAAGACAUAUGGCGAACGAAUUGAAAAUUUUACUAAUAUAGCAGCUCGUGAACUUCUCACACUUAUGGAACGUAAAAAAACCAAUCUCUCUCUCGCUCUUGAUGUAAAUACAAAACGAGAGUUUCUUGAAAUAGCUGAUAAAGUUGGACCAUAUAUUUGUUUGUUAAAAACUCAUAUAGACAUUUUGGUAGAUUUUGAUCAAGACUUUAUUGAGCAACUCAAAAAGUUGCAAAAUAAACACGAUUUUAUGAUAUUUGAAGAUAGGAAAUUCGCUGACAUUGGAAAUACUGUUAAACAUCAAUAUUCUAAGGGCAUUUACAAGAUUGCGGAAUGGGCAAAUAUUACGAAUGCGCAUCCUUUACCGGGAGAUGGAAUAGUUUCCGGAUUAAAAGAAGUGGGAUUGCCCUUGGGUCGUGGGUUGUUGUUGCUUGCGGAAAUGUCUUCUAAAGGUAGUUUGGCAACUGGCGCAUAUACAGAAGCUGCAGUAGAAAUGGCUCGUAGACAUCGAGAUUUUGUUAUUGGAUUUAUUGCUGGACGUAAAUUAGUUAGUAAUGAAAAUGAAGAUUUUAUAGUCAUGAGUCCCGGAGUUGGACUUGAUUCUUCAAAAGAUGGAUUAGGUCAACAGUACAGAACUCCAAGAAAUGUUAUAUUGGAAAGUAACAGUGAUAUUAUCAUCGUGGGUCGUGGAAUUUAUGAAAGUGAUAAAGAUGUUAUUGAAGAGGCUUUACGGUAUAAGAAUGCGGGAUGGAAUGCUUAUUUAGAAAGGUUGAUGAAUUAA